Penicilliopsis zonata CBS 506.65 is the source of this 579-nucleotide messenger RNA. RefSeq lists its product as hypothetical. Lineage: Eukaryota; Fungi; Ascomycota; Eurotiomycetes; Eurotiales; Aspergillaceae. The record is from RefSeq and is a predicted model, not a curated record. Bases 1 to 459 code for a protein of 152 amino acids. The transcript is spliced from 2 exons.
AUGAAACCCGUCAUUGCACUUACUAGCAGCCUGGCUGCCUUGGCCACGGCUGCUUCUUUGCCUUCUAAAUUCACUCUCGUCUCCUCGGAGGAUGGCUCGACCUUGACGACCAACGGAUGGCAGAUUUAUGGACACACCGACACCACGUCCGAACUGAGCAUUCUCGAACGUACUGGCACUUUUGUCUACUACAACGCCUCUGGCGACGAGGAGGGCCUGUCCGUCCUUACGGGUGUGAACAGCCUCGCCUGGCUCAUCCAGCCGGGCUCUGAGCCGAUCGCGGGCACGACCAUCACGAGCUACGGGCUCACAGACGAUGGCUAUCUGGCACUCAAUGGGGAGCAGAACUUUGCCUUCAACACCAGUCUGGACGGGGCGCAGGAGCUGUGGUGGAUUGGAGAUGUGAGCACGAUUGAUCCUGGUUUUACAAUUGUGCAGCUGGAAGUUCAGUCUGCCUAGAAAUAGAUUCUAUGCCAGGUGUAGGGUCUAAACAGCUCUAAAGUAGUGCUAUAAAUAACAUCUAUCUAUCUUGAUAUCUUUCAAUGUUGACACCCCUGCAAGAACAACACGUGCAUCACC